This is a messenger RNA of Schistosoma bovis, 312 nucleotides long. The record is from the annotation of a GenBank genome assembly. NCBI's taxonomy places the organism in Eukaryota, Metazoa, Platyhelminthes, Trematoda, Strigeidida, Schistosomatidae.
AUGCAAAAUCCCAGUGAUAUAGUUUUGUCAACUGCUACACCGAAUGCAGAUAUUCAAUCCUAUCCUCAUAAAUCCAUUCAGCAUACUUCAAUCAAUAAUAUCGGUUCCAUAAAAGCUAGUGGUUGUCAGAUGUGCUCAUCAAUCAGUUGUAACAAUGAUCAAAAUACCGCAGAAUCGUCAGCGAAUUGUAGUGAAAACUUUACCUCAAGAAGUUCUGUUAAUCGAUCUACAGCUUUGUCAGACGACAUGACGGACCAUGAAGUCACUACCAGUAUAUGCUUAGAUGCUUCUGGAAAUCAAUGCAAACCGUGA